Salvia splendens (bonfire salvia) is the source of this 1070-nucleotide messenger RNA. RefSeq lists its product as uncharacterized. Lineage: Eukaryota; Viridiplantae; Streptophyta; Magnoliopsida; Lamiales; Lamiaceae. The record is from RefSeq and is a predicted model, not a curated record. Bases 216 to 611 code for a protein of 131 amino acids. The transcript is spliced from 2 exons.
CCAAUCUCAGUAUCUGUACGCAGGCAAAUGGACCCCCGAAAGCGACGCUAUACUCUGCGAUAGUUUGGUCAGGCUGAAGAAGGAGACAGGCUGGCUUAUAAAGUAGUACCCUAGCUAUUUUUUGGCAAACAAAUCGAGGACAAAUUGGUUGUGCAGUUCGAUGAAUUCGAGCGGGUAGAUUCACUGCAUACGCGCUACCUCACGUUCAAGGAACUAUGCAAGCAAAAGGGCGUCCAAUGGGUCCUGAGACACGAUCUGUAAUCGCUCCCGACUGUUUGUGGGAGAAGAUAUGUAAGAAAAAUUAUCUCGCGGGCGCCUACUACUACAACGAUGAGCCCGAAUACACUCAGCGAGCAUGCCUAUUUGGGAUUGGCGAUAUUAAGUUAGAGCCUGAGAAUGAGGUGAUCAUCAUCUCGGACACUACUGAGAAACUCUCAUCAGAGCAGCCUAGUUGCUACGAGGUGCCGGAUGGAAAUGAGGAAGUGAACUCGCCCAAUGUCAUCCCACCAGCCAAUGUCCGCCGCAAGUUGUUUGUCGACUUAGACGGACCCUCGGACAGGGAGUCAACAACUGAGCCGGACAUAUAUUUCAUUGACGUAGGGCCGGAUUGAAAGCUCCGUACGAGACUAGAGAAAGGCCGGGUGCUACCUAAGGAUCAUCCAAUGAAGGAGUCUAAUGUGAAGAAAUUUGACCUUGCAUCGAACGCAAGCUCCAACGGUUCCAACUCACCACUAGGGCGGUGGCCACACCUUCAUAAAUGAAUGCAUGAAUUGUAUGGUGAGGCACAAUGCAGUCCCGAUGGUGCACUCAUUAUAUAUCAACGGUCUUUGAUGCUAUUCCUUCGUGGACUGUAAUGGUAUUUUGGCUUGUAAAUUUAACCGUAAUAUGGUUGUGGUAGUUUAUAUGUACUAGAUUAUGUGGAUCGCCUACCCUCUUUUCAAUUCUUCUCGGCUAAAGUGACAGGGUAGUAGACUUUGUUGGGUAUGAAUCAUUUUGGCUCCGACUCUUUGUAGCAUCUGUCUCCAGAUGAAGAAUUUGUCUGAAUGAAAGUAAUCAUGGUAUGUGCUUAA